AUGAGUUUUAACAUGACGACAGUUCCGUCGCUAGCACGCUCAGACUGGGAGCUGCUGGAAUGUAACCACACAGAGGCUUGGGACUGGGUCUAUUCCAUACAGCCAGCUUACAUGUCUAUCAUCUGUGUGCUGGGCGCAUUUGGCAAUGCCUUUGUCCUUUCCGUGUUCUGCAUUCAGAAAGGCCAUUGCUCUGUGGCGGACAUCUAUCUGGGAAACCUUGCUGCCGCUGACCUCCUCAUGGUGUGUUGCCUUCCCUUCUGGGUCUUCACUAUAAUCCACAAGUUCAACUGGUACUUUGGGCAGCCCAUGUGCCAAGUGGUCAGCCUCAUAAUUGGAAUGAACUACUACUGCAGCGUGCUGUUCCUCACGCUGGUCAGCCUGGACCGGUACCUAGUUCUGACGAGGCCCAUGUCUGUGGGGAGACGGAAAGGCACCACCCAUGCCAAGGCUAUCUGUGUGGCUAUUUGGCUCACAGGCUUUUUGCUCAGUUUUCCAGCCUUGUUAUUUCGCUCAGUGCAGUUUUUCCCUGACAUUGAGGUGGAAGCGUGCUACAUGGCUUACCCUCAUGACGGGUGGAGGCUGCGUUACAACAUGACCGUCAAUGUGGUGGGUUUCCUGAUCCCUGUACCCCUUGUUUUUUACUGCAGUUACCAUAUCAUUACAAUUCUGAGUGACAAACAGGUGAGGAGGUGUUCAGCUGUGAAAACAGAGAGGAAGGCUGCAGUCUUGGUGCUUGUUGUCCUGUUCGUCUUCAUUCUCUGCUGGCUGCCUUUUCAGAUUUUCAUGUUCCUGGACACACUUUAUUAUUUUAACGUUAUCUCUGGUUGUGUGUGGAUACAUGGUCUGGACAUAGGUACGCAGCUCUCUACUUACCUUGGUUAUAGCAACAGCUCUCUCAACCCUUUUCUCUAUGUGAUAGUAGGAAAACACUUUAGGCAAAGAGCUAAAGGAGUAUUUCUACAGAUUCUGAACUGGGGGGGCUGGGGUGUCUAUCUAGCUCAUAAAAUCAACUUCAGCGUAAAAUAUACAGAGUGCACGAGAGUGUAA
This is a messenger RNA of Neoarius graeffei (lesser salmon catfish), 1047 nucleotides long. Its product is annotated as B2 bradykinin receptor-like. Gene Ontology annotation, cellular component: membrane. Gene Ontology annotation, molecular function: bradykinin receptor activity. The coding region runs from base 1 to 1047 and encodes 348 amino acids. NCBI's taxonomy places the organism in Eukaryota, Metazoa, Chordata, Actinopteri, Siluriformes, Ariidae. The record is from RefSeq and is a predicted model, not a curated record. Gene Ontology annotation, biological process: immune response; smooth muscle contraction; vasoconstriction. The transcript has a single exon.